Leucoraja erinaceus (little skate) is the source of this 8403-nucleotide messenger RNA. Its product is annotated as transcription factor MafB-like. Gene Ontology annotation, cellular component: nucleus. NCBI's taxonomy places the organism in Eukaryota, Metazoa, Chordata, Chondrichthyes, Rajiformes, Rajidae. The coding region runs from base 671 to 1639 and encodes 322 amino acids. The transcript has 4 exons. Gene Ontology annotation, molecular function: DNA-binding transcription factor activity, RNA polymerase II-specific; RNA polymerase II cis-regulatory region sequence-specific DNA binding. Gene Ontology annotation, biological process: regulation of transcription by RNA polymerase II. The record is from RefSeq and is a predicted model, not a curated record.
AAAGAAGGAGAUUUGCAAUCUGUGCUAAAAGCUGUCUGAUCAAAGGCAGAUUGGCUGUGGGUGAUUUUUUUUUUGUUAAUAUUUAUAUUAAUUUUGUUCUCGCAGAGAGGCGGGCGAAGCAGCGGCAGGCAGUGUCUCUGCUUUGCAAACGUAAGCUUUUUGCUUUUUCACUUUGUCUGCUUUGGGAGGGGAGGACUUGAAACUAUUUUCAUAAGACUCUGCACCGCUGGAGCACGUCCUCCCUCUUUUCCUCCCCUCCCUCAACCCUUGAUUUUUUUUUAAUGCCCCCCUCGUUUUUUAAGAGAAAGAAGCGAUUUUUUUCUCGCCCCCUCUCUUCUCGUCUGUGGCAAGCUGUCAAGACAAGAGGCUUGUUUCUUAAUGCCAGCCCGGCUGGUUUAAGAAGGAUCGCAGCGCCGUGACAAGGACGCAACGCCGAGGCAAGAGCCGACUCUUUUCCUCUCCAUGUACUGUGUCAUUCAAAGAAGUUUUACUUGCUGAGAGGCUCAGAGGAAAGAAGGCGGUGGGGGGGAAGAAACCCGCUCUGAGAGAGAGAGAGAGAGCGAGCGAGAGAGCGAGAUACUCUGAAGACUCACGCUGAGAUAACAUACACGGGGGAAAGGAAGGCAAGAGACUUUAAAGUAUCAGGAACCUCCAGAACAGACUUAAAGCGAUGACUACAGAGCUGGCCAUUAAUACAGAGUUGCCCACCAGCCCACUUGCCAUGGAAUAUGUCAAUGAUUUUGACUUGAUGAAAUUCGACGUGAAGAAAGAGCCACUAGGGACCGAUCGCACCGUGAGGCAUUGUAACCGCUUACAGCCGGCAGGGUCUGUGUCCUCUACCCCCAUCAGCACCCCUUGCAGCUCGGUGCCUUCUUCCCCGAGCUUCAGCCCCACCGAGCAGAAGACUCACCUGGAAGAUCUGUACUGGAUGGCGAACAGCUACCAACAACUCAACCCGGAGGCUUUGAACUUCACCCCCGAGGACGCGGUGGAAGCCUUGAUUGGCAACGCGCACGCCGUCCAGCAGCAACUGCAGGGCUUCGACAACUUCCGAGGCCACCACCACCACCACCACCACCACCACCACCAACAAUUCCAAGGGGUCAACCCGGACGAGCUAGGCAACAGCAACGGGCACCAUCAGCAUCACAGCCACCACCAACAGCACAGCUCCCCGGCUUCCUCCAUCUCCUCCACUUCUCAGCAGAUCCAAAGUUCCCCUCAUCACCAGAGCCUCCUGGCCGAGGACAGGUUCUCCGACGAUCAGCUCGUCAGCAUGUCGGUGCGGGAACUCAACAGGCACCUCCGAGGCUUCUCCAAGGACGACGUGAUCCGCCUGAAGCAAAAGAGGAGAACCUUGAAGAACAGGGGCUACGCUCAGUCGUGCAGGUACAAGCGUGUGCAGCAGAAACACCUGCUGGAGAACGAGAAGACCCAGCUCAUCCAGCAGGUAGAACAACUCAAGCAAGAGGUUUCCAGGUUGAUGAGAGAGCGAGACGCCUACAAAAUCAAGUGUGAGAAACUCGCCACUACUGGCUUCAGAGAAGCUGGCUCCACCAGCGACAACCCGCCGUCUCCAGAGUUCUUCAUAUUCCCAAUGAAAUGCACAAGAAAGCAGCCACUGCGCUCCAUGCCAUAAGCCAGCUAAUUGAAGACAAGUUAUAAAGAAGCUCAACAGAGCAGCAAGCAAGAGUUUGAAUGAUGAUCAUCUUUUGUUCCAAAGCACAAGACGUGUAAGACUCUUCUACUUAGAUGAUAAUUUUAUAUAGACUUUACCUUGUCUUCCAUUGAGUACGCUUUUGCAUAAUAUUAAACUUUGGCUCGAAUCCUCCUGCAGCAAACCUGCUGUUGUCUUUAGUUAAUCAUCACAAGUGAGACUUGCAUGACUCUGACGAGAAAAUACUGAACACGUUUUCCUCAAUGGUGGACAAUCUUCUUUCGCGACAGCCCGGCAUCUGCUUGCUGAACCAUCUCUUUGCAUGUUUUCCCACUUUUCCCAGCUUACCUGCUGGUCACACAUGCCAACAAGUACAGAUGAGAACUACUUCAAAGAGAAAAACAAAAACCUUUCUGGAUUAAAACCUUUACUAUGUGAAGCAACUCCGUUUUUACUGCUCUCAAUGAGGGCUGGCCAUCGGAAACUGACCAACCUACAGGGGACGGCCCUCACUACCUACCAAACACAAAGGAAGAAUUCCACAUCCGUGUUGGGGAAGAUUGAGGAUGACAAUAUUUGUGGUAUAUGGACACAUUGCCCUAUGGAGGUACCAAGACAAGCCAAUUUGUUUUCAAAUAAAAAUAGGCCAACAGUAUCUGUAAUCUACUUCCCAGUAGCAUCAUGAAUGUAUGAGACAAUGUACACCCAAAAGCCCCCCCACUCCUUCCACAGCAUUGACACCUGAAUGGCCUGCAGCAUACAUCCGUUGUCCAUUUUACUGCACCAUUGAACUACAAGGGACAAUGCGAAGUACAUUCAAACACAGUAUCCUUGCUCUCGUGUAAAAGCAACAUCCAGUGAUCCUGGGCUGCCAUUGGGAUAACAAUAAAUGACAAAGUGGCCCAUCACCACGAUCAACACCAGCUUUUCAAACCUCUUUGUUUUAUCACAAAUAAAUUGGUACCUCAAGGGUAUUUUAUCAGCUGGUGAUUCACGAACCUCUGCUCUCCUAUCAAGUCACUCUGAUGCCGUCUUAUCUCGCUGCCAGACCAGGACAGAUGAGACAUCACAGCUCCACUGCUUGCAUUUCGCAGUCCACUCAAAAUGAGUGUGCUAUUUUUUAAUCAUUGACGCAUCCGCCAAUGUAAACCAUCCAUAUAAGUAAUAAGAACUUCUGCAAUCAAGCAAAGAUUUAGAACAGACUUUUUGUAACAAGCUAUUUGAAUAAUGGUGCUCUAGCCUGUAUUUAUUAUGCAUGCAGCUGCUGGUAAUAUGUUUUAGGAGAAUAUUAGGUUAAAGCCAAAGGCUACAAUUGAACUGUGGAAGACUGAGGAGAAAGAAAGAACAUCGAACAAGUGUCCUGAUAGACUUCAGAUUGUCAUAUGUAUUUGUUAUCAUUUAAGCUGAACGCAGCUCUGGAUUGUCAUAGGGUCUUCCCCGCUUUGUUUAAAUGAACCUCUUUCCUAUUUGAUUUUUAAAGAAAGGCUCUUCUGGUUUAGCAGCUUAAGUUCACUGUGUGUAGUGCAGAGGCUGUAGUUAGCAGCAGGGCACAACCUACAACAGCAUUCAUUCUCCUCUCCCUGUACUGUUGCUGUGCCGGCACAUGUCACGCUAAUCUCCAUUUGUUUUGAGCUCUCAUACAGUGCACGUUUGAGAGAGGAAAGAAAUCAGGAGAAAAAGGGGGGAAGCAUUUACGUUUACAGAUAAUCUGAGAAAGCGGUGAGGUAAAUCAAUGCAAUCUAUUUCAGAAGCAAUAAACCUGUGCAACUCGGGUGUUUUUAGACAUCUGCCUGAAAAGAAUGCUACUGUUUGGACUCUUGUUUUUGUGGAAGAUUUGACCAAAUCUUCAAACAGAAUCAUGAGAGAUGACAUGUUCUAAAAUUUCCCCAGUACUUUUCAAAUGCAUAAAAGUAACUUUAAAAAUGAGCUAAAAUUAGAACAAUUUGUUUGUGGUUGGCUUUGUUAGUGCAGACUCGUUAGUGCAAGAGAGGUUGUAUGAUAAAGUUCCAGUGGAAUUUUGAUGUGAGCUGUUCUUAGUCGGUUCAGGGUCUUAAUUGAACAGAAGGUUUCCGCCAAUGCAGAGACAUUCACAUUUACUACUGAUCUGAGAUUCAAGGAAGUUUGGCUGGUGAUAGGAUUCACAGUCAAACUAAUCUGCAGGCCAGAUUUCAUCAGGGAAAACAGAGGAGGUAGUUGGGGAAAUUAUCUCAAUGUAAGGAAAAUAUAAGCUUGAAAUUUGCAGAAGAUUGUCAACUUUUAUAAAGGACCGCAGAGAGAAGAAGGAUUUCCAACACAAUUGGCUCUUUCUCAUAUGUGUCAUGAACAAUGUCCCCAACAUCUAGGAGUUCUUAAUAUCAACACUGGAGGUGCCAACUGAAGAUAGAUCGCCAACUGGGACAUUGGCAAAGGUCUAACUGGGCUGAAGCCCAUGCUUAGCAAUUGAAUCCAGUGUUUGUUUUUGUUCAAAAAUUAAAUGAACUAAAUUGACCAUAUCAGAAGAAGCUGUGGAGCAAUUGAUGACACUCCUGUCAAUUUAUCAAUAACACCUAAAAGGGCAUUGAAGAAUAUUCCUCAGUGUCAUGAUGUAUAUAGGCAUUUCCAUUUGACAGUUUUUAUAGGGCGUCUACGCAGAGGUGUGGAUUAUACAUAAACAUUUGUGUCCUUCAAUAAGUUCACUGAUUAUUGGGAGGUGUUGUCCUUCUCCUGUCCUCCAUUCCUUCCCCCACAUCCCUGUUCACAAUGGAUUCUUCCAUGGUACCAAAGCCAAUGAAAAGCUCAAUACAUUGAUUCUUCACAUCACAGUAUAUUGAUACACAUCCUUUGAGUCGAUGUACCUAAUAUUAUGAAAGACUGUCUAACACCAGUAUCUAGUGUUGUUGCAUGUUCUCCAAUGCAGGGAUGGCCUUUCAAUGUAGUGGUACUCAAAAGUGAGACAUUUUUGUGUAGUGAUUCACUUCUAUCCGAGGUCCAGUAUGGUGGUAUUAUCUAUUGUCAUGACAAAAUUUCACUAAUUCACAUCAAUGUACAAGUUUACUUUCUGAUGUAGUGAGUCACAGAUUAAAUCAAUAGCAAUAGACAAUAGACAAUAGGUGCAGGAGUAGGCCAUUUGGCCCUUCGAGCCAGCACCGCCAUUCAAUGAGAUCAUGACCCAGUCAGUACCCCGUUCCUGCCUUCUCCCCAUAUCCCCUGACUCCGCUAUUUUUAAGAGCCCUAUCUAGCUCCCUCUUGAAAGCAUCCAGAGAACCUGCCUCCACCGCCGUCUGAGGCAGAGAAUUCCACAGACUCGCCACUCUCUGUGAGAAAAAGUGUUUCCUUGUCUCCGUUCUAAAUGGCUUACUCCUUAUUCUUAAACUGUGGCCCCUGGUUCUGGACUCCCCCAACAUCGGGAACAUGUUUCCUGCCUCUAGCGUGUCCAAGCCCUUAACAAUCUUACAUGUUUCAAUGAGAUUCCCUCUCAUCCUUCUAAACUCCAGAGUGUACAAGCCCAGCUGCUCCAUUCAUAUCAUGUUGUAUCAAGACAAAUAUACACCAUCUUAUUUUUAUGAUAGCAUUUCUUCUUUCCAUCACCCACUCCCCCACGAUUGAGUUUUUAUCUUCUCAAUAGUGAGUCAGUUAGUAAUAUUCUUCUUUCAUAUUGGUCAAGUUCUUGAUUUUAUUCGAUUUCUGUUGUGCAUAAAGUCUGACAUGCAUUUUUUGCAUCUCGUUUAUUAAGCAAAACUGUUCAUUCUAAUCCUCCGCUAGAAUGCUAUUCCAUUAAAAAAAUGAAUACAAUUUCAGGACCACACAGUGGUGCAACAGUAGAGCUGCUGCGUUACACCCAGGUUCGAUCCUGACCAUGGGUGCUAUCUGUAUGGAAUUUGUAUGUUUUCCCUGUGACUGCGUGGAUUUUCUCUGGGUGCUCCAGUUUCCUCCCACGCUCCAAAUAUGUGCAGGUUUGUAGGCUAGUUGGUUUUGAAUAAAUUGUAAAUUGUCCCUCGUGUGUAGGGUAAUGCUAGUGUAGGCGUGAUUGCUGGUCGGGGUGGACUCGGUGGGCCGAGGAGCCUGCUUUCACAUUGUAUCCCUAAACUAAAACAAAAAAACCCCUAAAAUUACAGUAUGAUAAAUAACGCAGCUCAAGUCUAAUCAUGCUAAAGAAAUGUCCAAUAUCGAUUGGUGUGGUCAUCGGCUCUCCUUUAAUUCACAAAUUGAGGUGUGGAUUUAGAGUCACAGAAUCAUACUGUGUGGAAACAGGCCCUUUGGUCCAACUUGCCCACUCUGACCAAGAUGCCCCAGCUACACUAGUCCCACCUGCCCGCAUUUGGCCCAUAUCCCUCUAAACCUCUUACGCAUGUGCCUCUUCAGAAACAUUGCUUUGAUGUUUCACGCAGUUUGAGGGAGUGGGCUAUCACAUGAAUAUUAUAGGGGACUGAUUACUAAUAGAAACUUGAAAAUGCACACAGUAUGGCGGCUCAGAAAUAUUUGGUCCCACAGUAGACAUGCUCAUCCAAAACAACAUUGUAUACGACCCAGCAUCUAGCCCUACACGUGUAGCUAAUUGUAUAAUACCCUGUGAAAUGACCCAGCAAAUGAGUGUAGGAGAAAUUAUGGAAAAGCAAUAUAUGUUAGUCUUUGUAGCAAAGCCCGUAUCCUGAAAAAUAUACACGUAAAAUUAAAAUCAUUAAGACCGGACAGCAAAUGAUAUGCAUAAUAUUUAAUUUAGUUUAGCUUAGUGAUACAGCAUGGAAACAAGCCCUUCUGCCCACCAAGCCCACGCCGAUCAGUGAUCACCCAUUCACUAAUUCUAUCCUACACACUAGGGGCAAUUUACAGAAGCCAAUUAACCUAUAAAACCUCACGUUUUGGGAAUGUGGGAGGAAAAUGGAUCACUCAGAGAAAACCCACAUGGUCACAGGGAGAAUGAGCAAACUCCAUACAGACAGCAUCCACGGGUGUAUGGAACCCAGGUCUCUGGUUUCAUAAGUCAUCAACUCUACCGCUGCGCCACUGUGCCGUCCCUUUAGUUAGCUGUAACCAUUAGGUAUCUCAUCUAACCUCGUGAUGAACAUUCAUUUUCAAGAUAUUUUCGGACACAGCUUUUCAGCAGUUGCCAUCUUGACCAUGUUAGAACAAUUGUGCAAAAUAAAAAUAGGUAUCGCCGUGUGUUCCUUACUGAGUUCCUGAGAAAUACUGAGAGAUCAGUUUCUGAGAGAUACUUUGCUGUAAAAGGUUUUUCUCAGAGAGAGAAGAACAGAUAGAAAAUACAAUUGUGCAUUCAUAUUGUGACUUUUACAAACUUAAAAUGUCGCAGAGUGUUUUACAGUCAAAUAUCAUUUGAAGUAAAGACAUGUCAUGUAGGAAAACAUAACAGCCAGUUUGGGCAGCUUACAACCCAGUGAAAUUGAUGGUGAUUUUUCCAAUUUCAAGUAACCCAUGCUUUCCCUCACACUGCCCCUCCUCCAUCCUAGUCAUCCUGCCAGUUCCAUUGUUCGCAAACAUAUAUCCCUUCGUUAUCACCUCUACCACAGCCGACAAUGGACAAUUGUGGGCUCCACCUUUCCUUGGUCAUCGGUGCCAGCUCUGAUUUGUUCUGUAUUUUUUCAUACCUCUAGUUUCUCUCUCCCCUGACUCUCAGUCAGAAGAAGGCUUUCGAAACGAAACGUCACCAAUUCCUUUUCUCCAGAGAUGCUGUCAUACUCGUUAUAUUACUCCAGCUUUUUUGUCUAUCUGCAAUGUAAAGCACCUUUCGCUGUUUAGAUAGGGGUUCAAUGUAUUCCUGAUGCAUGGGCUCAUGGUACUAAAACCAUCAUAAGUUCAUAGGUUCUAGGGGCAGAUUUAGGCUAUUCGGCCCAUCAAGUCUACUCCACCAUUCAAUCAUGGCUGAUCAUUCUUUCCCUCUCAACCACAUUCUCUUACCUUCUCCUCAUAACCACUGACUCCCAUACCAAUCAAGAAUCGUUCAUUCUCCAACUUAAAAAUAUCCAUUGGCGUAACCUCCACAUGUGUCUGUGGCCAUGAAUUCCACAGAUUCACCACAUUCUGGCAAAAAGAAAAUCCUCUUCAUCUCCUUUCACAAAUACUCUUUUGCCAUUUCAAGCAUUCACAGGGCAGAGGUUCUUGGGAUUCAAUUGGAAAUUCUGCAUUUUAUUCAAUAAGGCCAUGAGAACAUUUUAGAAUUCCGCCACCAUCACCCAAUUUCCAGCAUGUUUACAUGUCUUACUGUCCUGCUGCAAGCAAGAAUUUCAUUGUUCCGUUUUCAGACAUAGGACCAUAAAACACUCUUGAUUCUCUUGACCUAAAGGGGCUGCUUUAUGGAAAACAAAGAUGUACACCAUUUGAAUUGAGGGCAGUGAAGGGUACCACAUUGUCCUCUUAAUGCUGCUGAGCAACAGGAUCCCACAGAUGGACUGACUAUCAGCGAGACAGACUUUGGUCAUGAGUAAGUUGGAAGGGUUGGGCAGACUAGGAGUUCAGGAGGAUAAGGGGUGAUCUUAUAGAGGUGUACAAAAUCAUGAGAGGAAUAGAUCGGGUAGACGCACAGAGUCUCUUGCCCAGAGUAGGAGAUUCAAGAACAAGAAGACAUAGGGUUAAUGUGUGUGGAACGGUUUAAUAGGAACCCGACGGGUAACCUUUUCGAACAAAGGGUGGUAGGUGUAUGGAACAAGCUGCCGGAGGUAGUUGAAGCAGGUACUAUUGCAGCAUUUAAGAAACAUUUAGACAGGUACAUGGACAGGACAGGUUAAGAGGGAUAUGGGCUAAAUUCAGGUAGA